GCUCCAGUCAAUGUUACAACUGAAGUGAAGUCUGUUGAAAUGCACCAUGAAGCUCUUAGCGAGGCUCUUCCUGGAGACAACGUGGGCUUCAACGUCAAGAACGUGUCUGUUAAAGAUGUUCGUCGUGGCAAUGUGGCUGGUGACAGCAAAAAUGAUCCUCCAGUGGAAGCUGCAGGCUUCACAGCUCAGGUGAUUAUCCUGAACCAUCCUGGUCAGAUCAGUGCUGGUUAUGCACCUGUGCUGGAUUGCCACACAGCCCACAUUGCUUGCAAGUUUGCUGAGCUGAAAGAGAAGAUUGACCGUCAUUCUGGGAAAAAGCUGGAAGAUGGCCCCAAGUUCUUGAAAUCUGGUGAUGCUGCCAUCGUUGAUAUGGUCCCUGGCAAGCCCAUGUGUGUUGAGAGCUCCUCUGACCACCCUGCUCUGGGUCGUUUUGCUGUUCGUGAUAUGAGGCAGACUGUUGCUGUGGGUGUCAUCAAAGCAGUGGACAAGAAGGCAGCUGGAGCUGGCAAGGUUACCAAGUCUGCCCAGAAGGCUCAGGAGGCUAAAUGAAUAUUAUCCCCAGUACCUGCCACCCCAGUCUUAAUCAGUGGUGGAAGAACGGUCUCAGAACUGUUUGUCUCAAUUGGCCAUUUAAGUUUAAUAGUAAAAGACUGGUUAAUGAUAACAAUGCAUCGUAAAACCUUCCGAAGGAAAGGAAAAUGUUUUGUGGACCAUUUGUUUUUUUUGUGUGUGUGUGGCAGUUUAAGUUAUUACUUUUUAAAAUCAGUACUUUUUAAUGGAAACAACUUGACCAAAAAUCUGUCACAGAAUUUUGAGACCCAUUAAAAACAAAGUUUAAUGAGAAA
Messenger RNA from Sorex araneus (European shrew), 845 nucleotides. Its product is annotated as elongation factor 1-alpha 1-like. Gene Ontology annotation, molecular function: GTP binding. NCBI's taxonomy places the organism in Eukaryota, Metazoa, Chordata, Mammalia, Eulipotyphla, Soricidae. The transcript has a single exon. The record is from RefSeq and is a predicted model, not a curated record. The annotation marks the transcript as partial.